This is a messenger RNA of Oikopleura dioica, 795 nucleotides long. NCBI's taxonomy places the organism in Eukaryota, Metazoa, Chordata, Appendicularia, Copelata, Oikopleuridae. The record is from the annotation of a GenBank genome assembly.
AUGUCCAGGCGGUAUGAUGCGAAGACAACGACUUUUAGUCCUGAAGGUCGACUGUAUCAGGUCGAAUAUGCGAUGGAAGCAGUCGGCCAAGCCGGUACCUGCCUCGGUAUUCUCGCUAAGGACGGCAUCGUAAUCGUGGCGGAGAAAAAGAACCAGCACAAGCUUCUUGACACGAACCCAUCUGUCGCUGAGAAGAUUUACAGAAUCGAUGAUCAUUUGGCCGUCGGCAUCGCUGGCAUCACUUCCGAUGCCAACGCGCUCAUCUCUCAGCUCAGACUUAUUGCCCAGCAGCACCGUUUGGUCUACCAAAACCCUAUGCCAGUUGAGCAGUUAGUCCGUCGAAUGGCUGACAACAAGCAGUACUUUACCAUGCACGGAGGUGUUCGACCCUAUGGCGUUUCCAUUCUCUACUGUGGUUGGGACAAGCAUCUUGGCUUCCAGCUCUAUCAGGGUGACCCAUCUGGCAACUACGGUGGCUGGAAGGCAACCUGCAUUGGCGGAAGCAGCCAGUCCGCCACCAGCAUGCUCGAACAAGACUACGACGAGAGCAUGGACUUGGAAAAGGCAAUCAACCUCGCCAUGAGCAUCUUCCUCAAGACUCUUGACACUCAGACUCUCAACGCUGAAAAGAUCGAGGUUUCUCUGAUCAAACGGGUCAACGGCACCGUCCAGUACACUGUCAUGAAACCAACUGACGUCAACAAAUACUGCAAAAAGGCUGAAGAGGAAAAGAAAAAGAAGGCCGAGGAGGAAGAGAAAAAGAGAAAGGAAAAAGCCGCCUCGUCCAAGAAGUAA